Messenger RNA from Bactrocera tryoni, 429 nucleotides. RefSeq lists its product as uncharacterized. The record is from RefSeq and is a predicted model, not a curated record. The transcript is spliced from 4 exons. The coding region runs from base 1 to 429 and encodes 142 amino acids. Lineage: Eukaryota; Metazoa; Arthropoda; Insecta; Diptera; Tephritidae.
AUGAAUUUCGAUGACCUCGUGGAAGAAAUGGAUUCCGAAGUUGAAUGCUCACAACCGUUGAGCCCCCAUAGAGAUAAAGUGUUUAAAAAAAUAUCUUACCACUUCGUUUGCGCUCCUCGAGUAGAACCAUCACAAAUUGUGGUACCGUCACCAUCUUCUGGCGGCCAUGCAGAUAUAAUCCAGAAGCUAGAUGCCAUUGAGACCCGACUCACUGCCAUUAAAAAGUCCCUAACAGACAAAAUGCCAGAAAAGGCCGAGGUGCAGGCACAAAGCAAAUUAUUGCGCGAAUGCCGCGUCAUAGCGGCAAAGAUGCAUCAUUCGAUUAUCCGCAUCACCCGUGACUUGGAAAACGAACAUUACGUGGAGCUCGCUUCGAAACUGCCUAUGUCAUCGGAAGAGCACGUAUUAGUUUUAAGUCGUAAAUAUUAG